AUGUUUGGACGUGGCCCACCGCCUGGUAGAAUGCAGCAGCCGCCUCAUCACAACCACAACAACCCGGGUCCAGGACCAAUGAAUGGCAGAGGCAUGAAUAAUAUGCACAACAACAUGGGCGGUCGAGGCAUGAAUAUGAAUGGAAGGGGGGUGCCUAUGAACGGCAGAGGAGGCAUGCCCAUGAAUGGAAGGGGAAUGAACCCAAUGAUGGGCCGUGGCCCAAUGCCUGGUCGAGGAGGCCCUGGACGUGGAAUGAGUGGAGGACAUCAACCGCCAAUGCCAGGACGGCAUCAUCAUAAUAAUCAUUCUCCAAUGCCAGGUAGACAUCAACAACACAUGGGGCCACCGCGUGCUCCUCCUCCUCCACCGCCGCCACCGAGACCACCUUUUCCACAAGCACACCCUCAGAAUGGCCUGUCUCCACACCAGAUGCCUCCGAUGCGGCCAAUGCAGCAGCAACCGCCGUACGGAAAUAUGUCACACAACAACCUCCCGCCUGGACAUCAGCUACAACACCAAAGACCGCCGCCACCACCUCCAAGGCCGCCUUUUCCUCCUCCAACACAAAAUAUCAAUCAGAUGCAACACAAUCAACACCCAGUUGGCAUGCCACCACCCAACCACAUGGGUCCUCCUCGGCAUCUUCAACCGCCGCCAAUGAAUGGAAAUAUGCAACAAAAUCAUCAUAAUCAACCUCAUCACCAACAAAGUCACCAACAGCAGUAUCAGAGGCCUCCCCACAACCAGUUCCCUCCCCAUGGGCACCAACAGCAACUAAAUAAUGCGCAGGCAAAUUCUUUCGUUGCCAUGGCGCCCCCUCUGAAACCUCAGCAUCAGCAACAACCACCUGCCGCUGCAGCUGCAUCACCAAAACCAGCAACCACGCAUUACUCGCAAGCCCAAAUAGAUCAAGCGUGGACUGAGUAUGCCAACGACAAGGGGGUCAAAUACUAUCACAAUUCCAUUCUACAAACCAGUACGUACAACAAACCGGCAACUUUCGUGACCAGUCAACAGUCCCAACUCCAAGCACAGCAGCAGCAGCAACAACAACCCAGCACAGAGAGAGCAGUGGCGGCUGCCCCAGCUGCCUCCACCCCUCGGCCCUGGGCAGAGUACACCGAUGCAAACACUGGCAAAAAGUACUAUUCAAACGGUGUAACGACUACUUGGGAAAGACCCGAAGGCCUUGUUUCUUCCUCGUUGAGCGCCGCUACAAUCGUUGCACAGAGCAAUGCAAAUGAGGAAGAAACAUCGACUGGAGAAUCCGCCCGUAAAAAGAGAAAAAUGAAAGCCGAGAAAGAAACCCCGUUUCGAAAUAACGAAGAGGCGUUGGCUGCCUUCAAAGGGCUCCUAUUGGCAAAGGGGGUGUUGCCGACGGCAAAAUGGAAUGAUGUUGUCAAAAUGUGCUCUUCGGACUCUCGGUGGGCAGAUUGUGAGGCUGUGCUUACCACGGGAGAGCGAAAGCAAGCCAUGGCCGAGUUCCAAACCAAGCGGGCGAAUGAGUUGCGAACCAAAGAACGCCAAGAACGUGCUCGAGCCAAAGACGCAUUUUUGCAAUUGCUCAGUGAAUCCUUGCCGAAACAAGCUAGUUUUUCUGUCUGGAAUUCACGAUUUGGGGACGUUCGAGAUAGCAUCGCCAAAGACGAUCGUUUCUACGCUGUUCAGGACGAAGAAACCCGGGAAAGCCUUUUCUUGGAUUUCUGCGAAGAGUUGAGAAAGCACGACGAAAGGAAAAAACGAAACAAAAAGAGAGAAGCCCAGGACGCCUUCAAUUCGUUCCUCAAAGAGAAAGAAGAGGCGGGCACUCUUUCAUUCUUGUCCACGUGGAACAGCUUUCUGGCUGCCAUGAGCGAAUCUGACAAACAUGAUAGCCGUUUCCAAGUGUCGUCAUUCAUGAGUGACUCGGAUCGACAAGUAUUCUUUGCUGAUUUCGCGAUUGAGCUGCAGGCGGCAGAAGAUGACAAACGACGGCGAAUUCGGGAUGCUCGGAGACGAGCGGAGAAGGCGCAACGAGAUGCCUACAGAGAUUCUCUCGAAAAGCUUGCGGCGCAAGGAAAGAUUACGCCGUCGUCGCACUGGCGAGACGUCGAAAGGAUUGUCGAAUCUGACGGUACGUACCAGCCUGUUCACGAGCAGGAUAGAGACGCACCGAGAGAAAUUUUCGAAGAGUUCGCGGAAGAGUGGGACGAGACUUACAGGCGAGAUCGGCAAGUCCUCAGCCAACUCGUCCUGCACCCAACUUCAAAGGGGGAAAUCUUGAUCACAAGUCAAACUUCAUAUGAUGAAUUCGCUAAGGCGCUUCUCGAAGAAGCAAACGCUUCGCCACAGACCUAUGCCGAAGUUCGUCGUAUCACAAAGGCCGAAGAACCCAUUUCAAGCGCUCGCUUGUACUUCAACGAAUUAUUGAAGAAGGCAAAAGAGACAAAGCCAUUGCGGCGACGAGGCCACGGUGGCCGAAGAGGGUCGCUUCACAACGAUGACUCUUCCGAAGACGAAGGCGAGAUCAUUGAAGAUGGGGAAGAGAACGAAAACCCUCCUAAGGAAUCAACUGAGCCUCUGGAAAAAAGCCAACCUCAAUCAUCCAAGGAUGACCAGGAAUCGCAACGUCAGGAUACGGUGGAAACUGCUAACACGUCAGAGCAGAAACAGCCACUUCAGGAGGCUAAGGACGGUGAUGGAAUACGACAAACAUCGGGUGACUCCAGCAAGCAGCAGGAAGACCCAUCAUAA
Seminavis robusta is the source of this 2733-nucleotide messenger RNA. NCBI's taxonomy places the organism in Eukaryota, Bacillariophyta, Bacillariophyceae, Naviculales, Naviculaceae. The record is from the annotation of a GenBank genome assembly.